GAAGGCCGUCUACGCUCUUUCCUGCCCUGGGAAAGGAAGGGAAGGAACGGGGAGGGGGGCAUGUGUCGGAAUGUCGGGCCCCUUGGCGAGGCCGGCGGGGAGAGCGGGAAGUGAGGGGGACCGCUGGGGAGAUGGUCCAGGCACCCUGCCCCCUCCCCAACCGCCGCAUUCCAGGCCCGAGCAGCGGGUGAGGUCAUCCCGUCCGGUUCCCCUCGGGCCAAAGCAGCCGGCUGCCCCCUUCCCCGCGGAGCGACGACCCUCCAACAUUCUAACUUCGUUCCUCCCAGAGGGAAUGUCUUCUGGCCAAAAUCUUUCAGGGACUUCCCAUCCCCACCCCCUCGAGACUGUUCUGUUCUCGCCAAGCGUUGCGAGACUCACGAAGUCUGAAGCCCCUUUUCUGGAUCGGGAAACUGAGGCCCAGAGUGGCCAAAGGGCUGGCCCGCGGAGGCCACAGCUGCGCAAAACGCGGCGCAGUGUCUGGAGCCGAGGACUUGGGGAGACCCUGCCCUUAGGCCAUCAGCCUCGUCGUCAAAGGCUGAUUCGGCUUUAACUUGGGGUCCAUGGUGCUCCCUCCUACUGUCCCCCUUGACGGCCUGAGAACAGGGUCUCGGUUGCCACUGUGGACAACGUGCUAUCCUUUUUCUCGCCUCAGUUUCUGCCUCUUGAAGCGGCUGGACUUUGAGGAGCUUGAAAAGGCAGCCCCCAGGGAGUUAACCCCUUAUUCUGGGAGGCUAGAACAGCCCUAACGGAGACAGGGUCCCUCUGUCCAGCGGUCUCCACUCCUGGGCAGGAGGACUGUCCACGUCUGAGGCACGUUUGGUGCCAUCUACGUCCUUGGCCAGAACAUCUGCAGCUCCUUCCACGGGACUGGGAGCCAGGCCUCGGGGCAGUCAAGCCAUGGACCCCCCACAGCCUCAGCAUGUGGGGGCAGCACCUUAGCACAGAGGGGCAGCUUCCUUCCACCCCCUCCCACCAAGAAGGAGGGAGCUGAGAAGUGAACCCUUCACCUAGCCUAGCGCUCUCCCCAGGCCCCGGUGAGCAUGGACCAGCAGCUGUGAACAGCCAGAGCCGAUGCCGGGCCCCCAGGGGGCCGGAGGAGCCCCGGCCAUGAACCUGGGCAAGCUCUCACCCGUGGGCUGGGUGUCCAGCUCGCAGGGGAAGAAGCGGCUGACCGCGGACAUGAUCAGCCCCCCGCUUGGGGAUUUCCGCCACACCAUGCACGUGGGCCGCGGUGGGGAUGUCUUUGGUGACACCUCCUUCCUCAGCAACCAUGGUGGCGGCUCAGGGAGCACCCACCGCUCGCCCCGGGGCUUCCUGGCCAAGAAGCUGCAGCUGGUGCGGAGAGUGGGGGCCCCGCCCCGGAGGAUGGCUUCUCCGCCCGCACCCUCCCCUGCUCCACCAGCCAUCUCCCCCAUCAUCAAGAAUGCCAUCUCCCUGCCUCAGCUCAACCAGGCGGCCUACGACAGCCUCGUGGUGGGCAAGCUCAGCUUUGACCGCAGCCCUGCCAGCUCCACAGACGGCCACUCCGCUUACGGCCUGGACUCCGGGUUCUGCACCAUUUCCCGCCUGCCUCGCCCUGAAAAGCCUCGUGACCGAGACCGUGAUAGCUCCUUCCCCGCUGAGCCUGAGCUUCGCCGCUCUGACUCCCUCCUGUCCUUCCGCCUGGACCUUGACCUUGGGCCCUCUCUCCUCACUGAGCUCUUGGGGGCCAUGAGCCUCUCAGAAGGCUCUGCAGCUGAGACCCCCGCCCCGGCUCCUGCUGCAAGUCCCCCAGCCUCUGUUGCAACCCCCGCGGCCCCUGCCUCAAGCCCCUCACCUCGUGGACGCUGCCCCAAUGGGGUAACCACCAGGUUGGGCCCAGUGGCUGAGGUGAGGGCCAGUGCGGUGGGAGAGGGCCCCCGUGCGCCUGCUGACGAGGGCCCCAGCAGGCACUGGGGAGCUGUCUCGGGUGGCAGCCAAAGCCGCCGCCACUACACUGAGGUGGAUGCUCGGGGUGAGGGGUUGGGGGCGCUAUCCCAGGCUCGGGCCUCCUGGGGGAGCCUGGAUGAAGAGUGGGGGGCAUCCCAGGCAGGCAGCAGGACCCCCGUGCCCAGCACAGUGCAGGCUAACACCUUCGAGUUUGCUGAUGCUGAGGAGGACGACGAGGUCAAGGUGUGAUUGGCUGGGCACAGGCUGAGAACCCCGGUCAGCCUCCGGGCACUGCCUGCGAGGAGCCCAGAUGCAGCCCCAGCCCCUGGUGGCUGGGUCUUGCCAGCGACAGACAGGAGAACCCAAGUUGUCCCCAGGCCCUUCCACACCUCUGCUGGACAGACAUGGGAGGGAGGCCAGGGGAGACCAGGCUUGUUCCAGGACCCAGGUGUUCCCCUGGGCCUGCUUGGCCACCCCGCCUCCCUCCACUGCCACUCCGGACCUCCGGACACAGUAGCUGUUCCCUGAGCCCACCCUCCACCCCAGGCCCCCAACCCGCUGGAGGGCCCAGCCUCACAGUGCAGCCUUUGUGUUGGGAAAGCUGCCCUUGCUGGGUGGGGGUGGGGAGCCUACCACAUAGAGCCUUUGUCUCCUCUCCCGAAGAGACCCUCGGCCCCAGCUCAUCCUGGAGUUGCCCCCAGCAGGGUCCCUCCUGCCUGUCUGAGAGCCCCCACAGCUGCCUCCCCAACGUUCCCAUCACCAGCCCCAUGUCCCAGAAGCCUCAGAAAAGUCAGGUGUGACCUCACUGAGAAGGGGGAGGGUCCCACCUUUCCGUGCACCCCAGACCUGCCUCUGGGUCCUGAUUAAAAAGGCUUUUUUUGAUAAAA
This is a messenger RNA of Capra hircus (goat), 2795 nucleotides long. RefSeq names its product CDC42 effector protein 1 (gene CDC42EP1). The record is from RefSeq and is a predicted model, not a curated record. The transcript is spliced from 3 exons. Lineage: Eukaryota; Metazoa; Chordata; Mammalia; Artiodactyla; Bovidae. Bases 1072 to 2157 code for a protein of 361 amino acids.